GCCACACAUUAACAUCUACGAUGGACAUCGCCAUCCAACUAUAAAUCAACCCUGCUAUUUACUCAUCAUAUUUUUACCCUCCCAAAGGAGACAACUCCGAAAAAUUCCUUUCAGACCGUCCGCACUGCCACUUCCAAACAUGACAUCGUUCCACUUCACAUCCAACCAAGCAUCUCCGGCUUCCCUCGUGGUGAGGUUGACUCAUGACAUCCGCUAGCUCCUCGCUGGCUUACGCCCUUCCGGCUACCAGAUACAUCUUCCCGUCAGCAGCAAACCUACCAAAUCCAGUCAUACAUGCGGCAACAACGGGGAGCGAUCCACCAUGGUGGGCUACUAUCAGUGGAUACGUCCACAGCCUCGACAUGGGUUGUUUUGCCAGCCUUAAAAUAUAAUUAUUCGUCCGUAUUCCACUAUCUUCCACUCUUUGACAAAACUCUUCCAAUCUUCUCUCUCUCGGAUCGAGAAAACUGCAAACUUAACUCUCCCAUUGCAUUCUCGCCGUCAAAAGCUCGCCCACCAUGGACCGCGGCGAGGAGAACCAGCCUUUUAUACCGUUGGAGGAGAGUGAGGGUGGCCAGCGUCAGCCUAUCCAUCAUGACGAGGACUCCUACCAACCGCCACAGCAAAUUAUGCUGAAGCCCUCCCUCUUGAUCGGCCUGCUGAUGUUUACUAUCGCAGCAGCACAGAGCAUGACUAUUCUGAGCAUCCUAAAGAUAGGACUAUGCCAGGCAAUAGCCGCUGACCCUGGCCAUAAGCCCAACGACAACGGCCCUGGUUGCGGAUUCGCUCGCCGCCGCUCUCUUCAAGGAAACCCAACCGAAAGGAUCACUGAUCAGUCAAUGAGCAUCCCUUUUCCUUCCUCAGUGGUUACCGCGGUGGUAAUUGUGCCGCUAGCUAUUGCAGCACAACGGAUUGGAAAGAAAACAGUGCUCGUGGCAGCUCUAGCUAGCGUGCUUCUUGCGCAACUUUUCUCGACUAUUGUUGUCCUUACCAAUGGCAUACUUCCUAAGCGGCUCCUUUGGCUAUCCUCCGCGCUUGAGUCACUCGUCGGAGGUUACGAAAUCAUGCGAAUUAUUGCACUAGCGCUUGCCACCAACGUCGUACCCAGACAACACCUCUUGACCACUUUUCUUGGCCUCAACAUGAUUUAUGACCUGGGACACAUGGCACCCGCCGGUCUUGUGUUACCGUGGAAUAUCAACCCUCUCAUCACACUGGUUGUUGGCCUCUUUAGCCACGGAUUAAUAUUCCUCGUUGCCAAGUUCAUCGACGAAGAGGAGCAUAUAGUCCCUGAUGAGCCGUUGAAGAUGAUUACCGCCCCUGUCAUCGAUACUUUUGGAUGCUUGCGAAAUGUUGGCUCUAUGACAGACGAGCUUUUGCGAAUAUGGAGACUAAUUUGCAGAGACAAGCGAAUGAUUUUUGUUCUUGUCUCCAUGUUCCUUUCCUCACUUUUGACGCCAAUUUUGUCAAUCUUUCGGGUUGCCAUACCAGUUAUUUCGCUACCCUGGGCCAUUCCAACUCUCAUCAUCAGUCAUUUGUGCUAUUUCUGGGGCUGCUGCGGUCGCUCUAUAUCACCACUUUCUAAAGCUUUGUGGCUGGCGCGAGUACUUGCAAUCCUGGCGCUCCCUGCAGCCGUUUUGUUUGGCCUUCCAAUUGAUUCCUCCGAUCCUGCGAGGGCAUUCCUUGGAUUUACCACCAUGGGGGCAUAUUUUACGUUCCAAAUUGUCCUUAGUUACGUUUUUAUCGAACUGCAAGAUAAUUGCACCGAUACUGCUGCAUUGCUAGCAGUAGUAGUUGCCAUCGAUGCCCUUGUGACGAUGGUUUGGCUCCCACUGGUACCAUUGGUGGUGCUAGCAGGUUCUCAAGCCGACCUCAUCAGCUUAAUCGUCUAUAGUGUGGCGAUUAUCCUCCUAUUCUGUAUCUGGCCAAGAGCAAAAGACAAAGCUAGCGUCACUAAUGAGGCGCAAUCAUACGAGCGUUUCGAAACAGGAGGCAUCUAGAACACGGAGCUUACGCGAUACAGUAUCAAAUAAUGACAUAUAAUGAUUAUUUUAUAUACUAUUCUAACUCGUCAAUAUCAUACCAUCUCUUUUCCGCUCAUAUUUCUUUUAGCUUAAAUAGGCUCGUCACGAGGCUCAAUCAAUACUUCAUUCACUGCAACGUGCUGCGGCUGGCAGACCGCAUAGAUAAUAGAGGCAGCCACAUCCUCAGGAUCCAAAACCUUGGCUCCAGUGGGCUCACCAUACUUCUUAAUAGCUUCCGCAUCCGUAGACAUGCCGAGAAGUUCUGUCAUUGUGUUGCCAGGCUGAACAGAAGUGACUCUCAGGCCAGAUCCAACCGUCUCAAGGCGCAAGCUCUGCAGCGUAGCUUCGACAAAGAACUUGCUGGCAGAGUAGACGCCUAGUCCUGGGAAUACCUUUCUUCCGGCAUCGGAUGAGAUGGCAACAAUAUGGCCGCUGCCUCUCUUGAGCAUGCCUGGAACGGUCGACGACAGGCAGUGCAAAAGACCCUUGCAGUUGACGUCGACAGUGCGCUCCCACUCAUCAGUCUGGUUGUUGGCCAUCAUAGUAAAGUACAUGACACCCGCGCAGCUCACAAGGAUAUCAACAGGGCCAAGUUCCUCCUCUGUCGUGGUCAUGAGAUUUUCUACAUCAGCCUUCUUGGUGACAUCUGUCUUUUGAAUCAAAACCUUGGUUCCGUAGCCCGCCAGCUUUGCCUUGAUCUUCUUCAGAGCAUCCGUUCGUCUAGCAGCCAGGGCAACGUGCGCACCUUCUUUAGCCAAUGCAGCAGCAACAGCGGCACCAAUUCCUGACGAUGCGCCAGUGACGACGGCAACCUUGCCAGACAAACGACCCUUACUUCGGAUGCAGAUACCAUUGGCCUGGAGGCGCUUCGGAGGCUGAGGCAGCCAACCUCUAGCGUAGAAGUGGCGAGCAUAUGUCUCCCAGAGCGUGGCGUCAAUUGCAGGUCGGCGAACACCAUAGGUGUCCAAUGCGGGCUGUGUCGCAUCUGUCUUGACGACAAUGACAGACUUGAGCACCUCUUCUGUGGGCAUACCUCCACGUAGAAUAUCAACAGUGAAUGGCUCGUCUCCGGCCUUGCCGCCGCCCCUCUUCUCAUUCCACAACGACACCCACUGGUCCCAUGGAAGGCGAGUGGUCUUGUAGCCAAGCUGUUCAAGGUAGUCAAAGAUUUGGCUAGCAUUGAUGGGCUUGGGGUCACCAAGAUGGUAGACGGACUGGUUCGUACCGGUAUGGUUGGCGAGCGUGAUGAUAGCCUUGCUGACGAAAUCGACGGGGGUCAUCUCCGCAACCCAGUCCUUCACAUCGGGAGCGCAUCCUAGUUGCAGCGAUUCUACAAUGAGAGCAUUAAGCAAAUCGUAGGUGUUGGUCGAGCCGGUAACCGAGUGACCGCUAAUAGUACCAGGGCGGUAGACCUUAACAGGCAGACCGCGUCGUCCAGCUUCGUAGACCAGCUUCUCAGCAACCCACUUCGUCUGGCCGUAGCCAUCGAGCAGCUUGUGCGGUACCGAGUCAACGUCCACCAUUUUCUCUUCAGGCCAGCCUUCGGCAGACGGGGGCAGAACACCAUUGGUAGAGAUGUGGUGGACAGUAGCACCGGUGCGAGAGGCCAGGCGAAGAAUCUCUCGUGUACCGCCAACGUUUGCAUUUCUCAGCGCGGCGUAGGGGUAUACCAAGUUGACAGUGGCGGCUGCGUGGAUGAUGACGUCGACUCUUGUAGCGAGCUCGUCAAAUGAUUCGGGAGAGAGACCUAGUCGCUUCCUGGCCAGGUUACCAGGGAAGAUUUCAAAUCUCUCCAGCAUAGAAUCAUCCCAAAUUCCCAAGUCAAUGAGAUUUUUUCGGACACGCGCAAUACCGGCUGGCUUGCACUCUUCCGAGGGCUCUGUAAAUCGAACCAAGCAGAUAAUGUGCGCCGAGGUCGAUUCGAUGAUGGACUUGAGCAAAAAGCCUCCGAGAUAUCCAGUUGCGCCGGUCAAAAGCACAGUGUCGGCAUCGGAUAGACGACACAUUCGGGCACUAGUGGAUUGAAUCUCGUCUGGAAGACGGCAGUCGGCGCGCAGGACAGCAGGAAGAUCAGCUUGAACUGCUUCUGUGUGUCCAUCGCGAGCUGCCUUGACAGCUUCCAAGUGACCCUCGAGAGUCGGCGUACCAGCAAGGGGUCCCAAGGGAACAGGGAAUCCAAAAGCCUUGGAGAGUCUGCUAGCCAGGUCUGCCAGACUCAAGGAGUGGCCGCCCAGGUCGAAAAAGUCAAGCUUGGUAUCAAUAGCACUCGCUGGCAUGUUUAGCGAUGCAGCCCACAUGCGAAUAAUUGCCUCCAUCUUAAUCUUGACGUUUGUGUCCGCCUUCUUCUCAUUUGGUGGAGUCUUUGGUGAUGGAGGUGGAGGCAAAGCCUUCAAAUCUGUCUUUCCAGAAACUCCGUGCGUAGGCAGCUCGUCAAGCUCAACCCACAGAGGGGGGAUCAUGUAUUGAGCUAGAUGGUCAGACAAUGCGCGGCGGGCGACGGGACUGUAGCCAUUCUCAUCCAUAACGACAAUGGUACGGUCUCUUGUCUCACUCUUAUCCAAAACCACGUAAGCUACCAAUUGGCGCUGUAGACCUUCGCCGUGGGCAAUGACAGCGCAGUCGCGGACAGCCAAGUGCUUGACAAUGGCGGUUUCGACAGCACCAGGCUGGACAGUGUAACCUCUUGUUUUGAUCAUGCCACCCACUCUACCCGUAAUUUCAAGGUGGCCAGAAGGAAGCAGACGUGCGAGAUCACCAGUUCGGUACAUUCUCGCACCGGGCGUCUUCUCAAAGGGAUCCGACUGGAAGGCCUUUGCCGUCGUCUCAGGCAAGUUGAGGUACCCUCUAGCCAGAAAAUCUCCACCAACGUAUAGUUCGCCGCUGUCGCCAAUGUUGACUCUGUUGCCGGCCUCGUCAAGGAUAUAAGUGUGGUCAGGGUCGGAGGGAGGGCCAACCGGACAGACGCGGGCUUCUUGGUUCGCAAAGCAGUUGAUGUCGCCCAUUGCGGAUUCAUGGGUUUCGCUUGCGCUGUACACAUUUAGCAGGCGGGUGUUGGGCAGAGCCUGUGUAGCUCGUCUGCAAAGAUCAGUGGUGACGACUUCGCCGUUGAGCCAGAGAGAUUUCAAAUCGGGCAGCUUCUUGCCAAGAUCGGGGUGUCGAGAAAGAACAGUUGUCAGGAGAGUGGGUGUCAUGAGGGUAUCGGUGAUUUUGCGAUCGCUCAAGUACUGUACAAGAGCAAUUGGGUCGUAGCUUGCGCUGUCUGGUACAGCAACGGUGGUGGCUCCUCGGAGCAGUGGGCGGAGCAUCUCCCAGACAAAGAAGACGUUGCAGGCAACACGGUCUCCGGGGAGCAAAUCUCUGAGACCGAAUCGGGCAUUAUACGAGUAUACUGCGGCACGGUGGGGGUUGGCAAUUCCCUUUGGCUGUCCUGUUGUUCCAGAAGAAUAGGAAACAAAGGCCAAUCGCUCGAGAUCGUCGUCUGCAGGCAAUGGGGGCUUAGCGUCCACCACGGGUGCCUGAGCAUGGCCAUUUGUGUAGCCCUCUGGCUGGUCAAUCAUAAUUACUGGCACAUCAGCCUUUAUAUUCCCAGCAUGGGCCAUCUGUGUCACAAUAACAGCAGGCUGGGCAUCAUUGAUGACGUCUCGCAGCAAAGUAGAAGGGUAUGCGACUUCAAGCACCAGAAAAGCACCACCAGCUCGCAAAGCUGCCACAGACGCAAUGACAUUAUCCGCACUACGGCUCAUAAGAAUGCCGACAAGAGAGUCUCUGCCCACGCCGUGGUCUCGCAGUCGGUCUGCAAGUGCCCAUGUUUCGCUGUCGAGCUGUGCGUAUGUGAGGGUUCGCUUCUCGUCCUCGAGGGCAAUUGCGUCUGGUGUAGCUUGGGCCUGCUGCUCAAAGAGCGCUGCCAGGUCUUUCGUAGUGUCAAUGAAACACAUGAUUAUGUAUGAUAGAGGUUUGGUGCAAUUCGGAAGAGAAAGAAACGGCUUUUUGUGCGGGGUGGCUUGACGAGGUUGUUUGGAAUCAAAGACUGCAGGCCCUAGAUUAUAAUGGAAUAAUUGAGCAGCUGCCUUGAACCUGGAGACUCUGGGUAUUCUUUUCCAAGCAAGACGGGCAAAAAAAUAAAGGAAAAGAAAAAGGCGGUCUCUGCCAAACUGAUCGCGUGUCUGUUGGAGAGAGGUGGGAUGGGGAACCCCAAAAGUUUAUGAGCCGCCAGCCCACCAGUUAUCACAUGUCGUGCGCCACCUGCCCCUGGCGAUUGGGUGCUACAGUGGGCUGCUGCAGUGGGCGACGAG
Messenger RNA from [Torrubiella] hemipterigena, 6316 nucleotides. NCBI's taxonomy places the organism in Eukaryota, Fungi, Ascomycota, Sordariomycetes, Hypocreales, Clavicipitaceae. The record is from the annotation of a GenBank genome assembly.